AAUCGCAGAGAGACGUCAGACGCGGACUAUAAAACACCUGACUGUAGCUACUUCAAAGCUACAAAUUAAUGAUAGACGGAUUAUUUAUAUCUAUACUCUAGCACGGCGGAUUAUAAUAAACAUGCAUGGCAUUCACGGAAAAUGAACGAUUUAUAAUGGACAUCUUAUACCUGGAGUACAGUUGAUUUACGAGCUGAAGAAAGUGAUUCGACUACGGGGGAAAAAAACGUCGAGCGUUUAUUUAGUUGCUGUGUGACAGUCUAAUAAUGAUGGAUCAUGACACUCAGUGGCUGUACCAGCUCCUUGCUAGUGUGCAGCUAGAGAGAUUCUACCUAAGGAUGCGAGAUGGACUCAAUGUGACACGUAUUGAGCACCUGAACUACGUUAAAGAAGCAGAUCUUGAACAGAUUGGCAUUAGUAAACCAGGACAGCGACGAUUAUGGGUAGCCGUCAGACAUUACAAAAACAACAUGCGACCACGGUCGUGGAUAAAUAAGGCUUUUAAUGGUCGCACACCAGAGGGAAGUGAGCAGUUUAAUGGUGCCGGGUCAGGCCAAGGGCCAGAACCAGCACGUGCAUUUCCUUGUCUUAUCCAGGACAAUGAACUGAUCUUUGGGGACAGGCUAGGCUCGGGUUCCUUUGGGGUAGUGAGGAAAGCAGAAUGGCAGACACCGACUGGACAAGUGUUGCCUGUAGCAGUGAAAACCUUGAGGGGUGGCGGAUCCAGGUACGGAGAUGUGGUGAGCGAAUUCCUCCAGGAAGUUUCGACCAUGCAGUCUCUGGACCAUCCCAACAUUAUACAUCUGUAUGGUGUUGUCCUUACUCAUCCUCUUAAAAUGGUAACGGAGCUGGCUCCCCUUGGCUCUUUAUACGACACUCUGCGUCUACGACACAGUGAAUAUCCUCUUUCACGGCUCUGGCUCUUCAGCACACAGAUUGCUACAGGUAUGGAGUACCUGGAGUCCAGACGCUUCAUCCACAGAGACCUCGCUGCCCGGAAUGUGCUCUUGGCUGGUAGAGAGCUAGUGAAGAUCGGAGACUUUGGACUGAUGAGAGGCUUGGAGCAGGACAGGGACCACUAUAUCAUGACGGCACACAAACGCAUCCCCUUCGCAUGGUGUGCUCCUGAGAGUUUGCGUGUGGGUACUUUCUCUCACGCUUCAGAUGUCUGGAUGUUUGGUGUCACACUGUGGGAAAUGUUCACUUACUGUGAGGAGCCCUGGUUGGGGCUGUCUGGCAGACAGAUCUUGUAUCGUGUUGAGCGGGAAGGUGAGCGGUUGGAAAGGCCUCCAGACUGUCCUCAGGAGUUACAUUCUGUGAUGCGUAAAUGUUGGGCCUGCAAUCCUGCUGACCGACCGACCUUCUCACAGCUCACCACUAUGGUAUCAGAGGCACAGCCUAUGGAGGUUCGAGCAGUAAAAGACUUUACAGAGCCUAGAAAACUCUCUAUACAGGCGAAUGAUCUAGUGACCAUUAUAGAUCAUGGGCUGGAAAUGUGUGAGUGGAAGGGACAAAACCAGAGAACGCUAAGUGUUGGCUGGUUUCCCCCUGCAUUUGCUGCCCCGGCUCUCACAGCAGUAGCUCCUGCGUCUGGUCCAGCUCUGAUCUCUCCCCCCGUUAAAGGUAGUCUACAGCACACUGGCCAUGGAGACACUGACCCAGCACGCAGCUGGGGCAACCCAGAACGAAUAAAUGACCCAAGUCGCUGGAGGAUUCCAUUAGCAAGAGAGAAGGAAGGCUCCAAUCUGAAAAAAAUGGCAGGCAUCUCAAGGAGUCUGGAGUCUGUCCUUGGCGGUCCACAGGACAAAGGUCAAAGUCCUGCUGGCAUUGCAUCUCAGAGAGCUGACCCACGCAAACUAAUGCAGAGUCAUUUAAUGCAAGAUCCACGCAGGUUUAGUGACGCUAUUGUCAUCCCACCUCCACGGCCACCACCCCCCACCUUCAAAUGCAUCAGCCCACCAAACACUGGCUUCAAAUGUGUCAAACCCCAGAUGAUGAUGCAGGAUCGGAGACAAGUAAACCCAGCGGGCUGGGCCCCUCAAACUAAUUCACAGCUACAGUUCCAGUUCCAGUUCCACCCACAACAGCAUUGUUUAGGGAGUAGCAACCUUGCCAGGAUGGCACAUCUGGCCAGUUCAAGCCCUCAGCUAAUUGAUGGCCCUGAGAAAGAGAAGGAGAGAGAGAGAGAGCAAGAGAGAGAAAGAGAGCGGGAGAAGGCAAAGGAGAGGUAUCCGCCACAAGUUGACAAAGAAGCAGUCAUAGCGCAGGUUCAAGACGCGGUUCAUGGAGUGACCAUUGAGCAGGUUCAGAAAGCUCUGUUUCGCAAUGACUGGAAUCCUGUACGGGCAGAGCAGCAACUUAAGAUAGACCAGCUGUAUUACAUGACUCAGUGCUCUCGUGAGGACUGUCAAAAAAUCCUCGCCCGCUACAACUGGGACCUGCAGACGGCAGGACGUUACAUCAUCCGACAAGAAAGAGAUAGAGACAGAACUGCUCUGGAUAGAAGAGGAGAAAGAGUUUAAUGCAAGACAAUGUUAACACAUAAAAUGGUUCAUAAUUAUUAAGGAUUUCACGUUUUUGUUAUAUCACAAAAUUGCCAAGAGGUCAAAAUAAUCCAAGGCACACACACACACACACACAAAAACCUGUUUUCACACCUUGAACAGGUUUUCAUUCACCUCCAAUGUGAAACUAUCUGUCAUGACUCUGUAUUAUGUGCUUGAUUAAUAAGUUUGUCAUAUAAAUUGUUUCAAAUCUGUUUGUAAAGACAGUAUAAUCAUUCUUAUUACAUGCAGAAUGUCAUGCCAGUUGCCAUUGUGACUAUUGUUAGUUUACAGUUUUUGUAUAUAAAUUAGGUUUGUUAAAUUUUAAAUGUGUUAAAUUCAUUAAAACUGUGUAAAUGUAUAUGAUGAAUUUGUAAAUAUAUACGAAGUGUUAGAAAUAUUUGUAUCUGUUCAAUAAAGUAAA
This is a messenger RNA of Labeo rohita (rohu), 2967 nucleotides long. RefSeq names its product tyrosine kinase, non-receptor, 1 (gene tnk1). The transcript has 14 exons. Gene Ontology annotation, molecular function: transmembrane receptor protein tyrosine kinase activity; ATP binding; protein binding. NCBI's taxonomy places the organism in Eukaryota, Metazoa, Chordata, Actinopteri, Cypriniformes, Cyprinidae. The coding region runs from base 267 to 2522 and encodes 751 amino acids. Gene Ontology annotation, biological process: positive regulation of kinase activity; protein phosphorylation; cell surface receptor protein tyrosine kinase signaling pathway. The record is from RefSeq and is a predicted model, not a curated record. Gene Ontology annotation, cellular component: signaling receptor complex.